Messenger RNA from Durio zibethinus, 2970 nucleotides. Its product is annotated as cullin-3A. Lineage: Eukaryota; Viridiplantae; Streptophyta; Magnoliopsida; Malvales; Malvaceae. Gene Ontology annotation, biological process: ubiquitin-dependent protein catabolic process. Gene Ontology annotation, molecular function: ubiquitin protein ligase binding. The record is from RefSeq and is a predicted model, not a curated record.
GCUAGCAGAAGGAUUGAUUGAACGACGUCGUUGGGCAAAUAUUGAAAAAAUGGUAGCCGGUCCGGUCGUCGGUAAAGCUUUUAAUCGAUUAAAAAACAACCUUCGGAUUUAAUCAACAAAACGUUUUUCCUUCCUAAGAGAAAAAACGUUUCUUGUUAGUUAAAAAAAAAAUAAAAAAAACCUUUGGAGAUACUUCAUCUCCUCCCAAACGGCAUCCAAAAACCAACCGAAAAGGGCGAAAUCUUCUUUACCUUUCCCUUUUAAAAAAAGGCCUGCUGUUCAAAUCUCUCGUUUUUUUUUUUAAUCGGACGAUUUUAUCGAUUGCUCUAAAAUUUGAUCGGUCCUCUGUUUUCUUUUGUUUUUCGGGUUUUUUGGGCGGGUUUUCGUUCGAUUCGGGUUUCGGAAUUGAAGAAAAAGAGAAAGGUAGGAAAGAAAUGAGUAAUCAAAAGAAAAGGAAUUUCCAGAUAGAAGCGUUCAAGCACCGGGUCGUGGUGGAUCCGAAAUACGCAGACAAGACCUGGAACAUUCUCGAACAUGCAAUCCAUGAGAUUUACAAUCAUAAUGCUAGUGGCCUCAGUUUUGAAGAGCUUUACAGGAAUGCAUACAACAUGGUCUUGCACAAAUUUGGUGAGAAGCUGUACUCUGGACUUGUUACAACUAUGACUGCACAUCUCAAAGAAAUAUCAAAAUCUAUAGAGGCUGCUCAAGGUGAUUUGUUUCUUGAAGAGCUGAACAGGAAAUGGAAUGACCACAACAAGGCAUUGCAAAUGAUUCGAGACAUAUUGAUGUACAUGGACAGGACUUAUAUUCCAAAUACCCGUAAAACCCCUGUUCACGAACUGGGACUUAAUCUGUGGAGGGAUAAUAUUAUACAUUCCAGCAAAAUACAGUCAAGGCUUCUGAGCACACUUCUUGAGCUAGUACAUAGAGAGCGAACUGGUGAAGUUAUAGACCGGGGGCUGAUGAGGAAUAUAAUCAAGAUGCUUAUGGAUUUGGGUUCUUCUGUUUACCAGGAGGAUUUUGAGAAGCCAUUUCUUGAGGUUUCCGCUGAGUUUUAUAAGGGCGAAUCUCAGAAAUUUAUUGAGUGCUGUGACUGUGGGGACUAUCUGAAGAAAGCAGAGAUACGUCUAAAUGAAGAAAUUGAGAGAGUUACCCAUUACUUGGAUGUCAAGAGUGAAGCCAAGAUAACUAAUGUGGUGGAGAAAGAGAUGAUUGCUAACCACAUGAUGAGACUAGUCCACAUGGAGAACUCCGGCUUGGUCAAUAUGCUUCUUGAUGACAAGUAUGAAGACUUGGGUAGAAUGUACAAUUUAUUUAGAAGAGUUGCCAAUGGUCUCUCAACUAUACGAGAUGUGAUGACUUCUCACCUCAGAGAAACAGGUAAAGAGCUGGUUACUGAUGCAGAAAGGUUGAAAGAUCCUGUGGAAUUUGUCCAGCGGCUCUUGGAUGAAAAGGACAAAUAUGAUAAUAUCAUUGGCCAAGCAUUUAGCAAUGACAAGACAUUCCAGAAUGCUCUGAACUCCUCUUUUGAAUAUUUCAUUAAUUUGAAUCCCCGUUCUCCCGAGUUCAUUUCCUUGUUUGUGGAUGACAAGCUUCGUAAAGGUUUGAAAGGAGUCAGUGAGGAGGAUGUGGAGAUUAUUCUUGACAAAGUUAUGAUGCUGUUUCGCUAUCUGCAGGAGAAGGAUGUAUUUGAAAAGUACUACAAACAACACUUAGCUAAGCGGCUUCUGUCUGGCAAAACUGUCUCUGAUGAUGCAGAGAGAAGUCUGAUAGUCAAGCUUAAGACAGAGUGUGGAUAUCAAUUUACUUCGAAAUUAGAAGGCAUGUUUACAGACAUGAAGACCUCCCAGGACACAAUGCAAGGGUUUUAUGCAAGCCAUCCUGAGCUAACUGAUGGCCCUACCCUAGUUGUUCAGGUUCUAACAACAGGGUCUUGGCCCACCCAGACUUGUAUUACUUGCAACCUGCCUGCAGAAAUGUCAGCACUCUGCGAGAAGUUUCGGUCAUAUUAUCUUGGGACCCAUACUGGUCGGAGGUUAUCCUGGCAAACUAACAUGGGGACUGCAGAUAUAAAAGCAAUUUUUGGGAAGGGUCAGAAACAUGAGUUGAAUGUUUCAACUUACCAAAUGUGUGUAUUGAUGCUUUUUAACAAUGCUGAUAGGCUUAGCUACAGGGAGAUUGAACAGGCCACUGAGAUUCCUGCUUCAGACUUGAAAAGGUGCUUGCAAUCAAUGGCAUGUGUGAAGGGAAAGAAUGUUCUCAGGAAAGAACCUAUGAGUAAAGACAUUGGGGAGGAUGAUGCAUUUUUUGUCAAUGAUAAGUUCACGAGCAAAUUCUACAAAGUGAAGAUAGGAACUGUGGUUGCACAAAAGGAAUCUGAACCUGAAAAGCAGGAGACGAGACAAAGAGUGGAGGAGGACAGGAAGCCACAGAUUGAAGCUGCAAUAGUUAGGAUAAUGAAAUCAAGGAGGGUGCUGGAUCACAACAAUAUAAUAGCUGAGGUUACAAAGCAGUUACAGUCACGGUUCCUGGCCAAUCCAACGGAGAUUAAGAAACGGAUUGAGUCUCUUAUCGAGCGGGAUUUCUUGGAAAGGGACAACAAUGAUAGGAAAUUGUAUCGGUAUCUAGCCUAAAGACAUGGCUUCAAUAGAUCUCUUGUUUCUUUUGGAAAGGUAAGUGUUGACAAAUGAAAUUGUACCCUAGUUGGUGAGUGGAAAUUUGUUUUACAUACCAUGCAAGCUCCAAUUGUUUGAAUGGAUAUCGAUUUGUUUCUGCUUUUCUUAUAUCUUGCACUGCUUCUUUCUCAGCCUCCUAUCUAUCCACUCGUCCACACCUUGCUGGCAAGACCAACCCACCCCCAAGGACUGGCCCUAUAUGUUUGGUUGGUUCAGCCAAGUUCAUCCAACCUUCUAUGCUUUGUAAUAGUACUGGCAUUAUUAGAGUCUAUCGAAUUUCAAUUUUGUUUUCUUC